Molecule: messenger RNA, 2041 nt
Organism: Fulmarus glacialis (Northern fulmar)
Lineage: Eukaryota; Metazoa; Chordata; Aves; Procellariiformes; Procellariidae
Product: cingulin-like protein 1
Exons: 12
Coding region: 1-1569 (522 amino acids)
Cellular component (GO): myosin complex
Source: RefSeq, a predicted model, not a curated record
AUGUGUGGACUGUAUGAUAUGCGGGUAGAGCUGCACCAAUACCACUGGAAGAGUGCUGCUGUCCUUGCCAGUGAAAGAAACGCUGCACAAGAGGUGCGAAAUAGCAUAGAAAAUCAAGUCAAAGAGCUGACUGAAGAAAAUGAACAGUUGAAGAGAACAGUUGAUGAGCUAGAGAGUAAAAUUGAAGAGUUGCACAAACAAAUUGAUAACAUGAAAGGAGAAGAAAAUUCAGUGAAGGAAAAAAUAGAGAGAUAUGAGGAAGAGAAGCAACAAUUAGAAGCAGCUUUGAAACAUGCUGAAAAGGAGGCAAAAGAAUUGGUGGUGUUAAAAGGGUCUUUGGAAAGCCAACUAGAAGAUAUGCAGGAGAACAUCCGUUGUAUUUCGCAGGAACGGCAACAGUUAACUCAGCAGUUAAAAGAUGAAACUUACCAGAAGGAACAGUUAAAGCAGAUAAAGAAUGAAAUGGAGAAUGAACGAUGGCAACUGAACAAGACUGUUGAAAAGUUACAGGAGGAGAUGUCUGAAAUGGUAGAGGUCUCAAGAACAUCAACGCUGGAGCUUCAGAACCACCUUGAUGAAUACAAGGAGAAAAAUCGCAGGGAACUUGCAGAUGUGCAGAGACAAUUAAAAGAGAAAAACCUUGAGGUAGAAAAAUCACGCCUGACAGCCAUGAGAAUGCAAGAUGAGAUGCGUCUUAUGGAAGAAAACUUGAGGGACCACCAAAGAGCUCAGGAUGAGGCAAUAACAAAAACUCAGCUCCUAGAACAGACUGUGAAAGGCUUGGAGUAUGAACUGGAAGCCAAAAACCACUUAAAAGACGAUCGGGCAAGACAAAUCAAACUAAUGGAGGACAAGUUAUCUCACCUGGAACUUGAGCUUGAUGAAGAAAAGACUAAUUCGGAUUUGUUGUCUGAGAGGAUCAGUAGAUGCAGAGAACAGAUUGAACAAAUGAGGACAGAGCUACUUCAGGAAAGAGCUAUAAAGCAAGAUUUGGAAUGUGACAAAAUUUCAUUGGAAAGACAGAACAAAGACUUGAAGAGCCGAAUCCUUCACCUGGAGGGUUCUUACCGAUCCAGUAAAGAGGGACUUGUUGCUCAAAUGGAAGUGAGGAUCACAGAGCUAGAAGAACGACUUGAAAAUGAAGAGAGAGAUAGAGCUAAUUUCCAACUAAGUAACCGCAGACUUGAAAGAAAAGUGAAGGAGUUAAUGUUGCAAGUAGAUGAUGAACAUCUCUCAUUGACUGAUCAAAAGGACCAGUUGAGUUUGCGUUUGAAAGCAAUGAAACGUCAAGUUGAAGAAGCUGAAGAAGAAAUAGACAGACUGGAAAGUGCUAAAAAGAAACUCCAGAGGGAACUGGAAGAGCAACUAGACAUGAAUGAACAAUUGCAAGGACAGCUUAAUGCUGCAAAGAAGGAAAUAAGACUGAAGAAGUCGCCAAGUAAGGUGUUGGCUGAUUCUGAUGAUGAUGACGAUGAUGAUUUCAGCACGGAUGGUGAUAGUGUCUGUGAAGUACCUUCAGGAAAUAACUUUUCAAAAGAUGAACAAGACAAAAAUCUAAAUAAGUACUGAAUCUGUAAUUCCUUGAAAGUACUGGAAGAAUAACAUAAAUUAUCAAGAAACUGGAUGUUCUAGAAGUCAAAUGACAUAAAGGGAUUUAAGAGUUGGGAAUAUAAUGUUUCCAUCCAUACUGUGCCAUUUUCCUAUUUAGAUGUCCACUGUUUAUUAUAGAAAACAGGAUUGCAUUAUAAAACAUGGAUAUAUAUAUAACUGCUACUGAAAAGAUGGGGGUAAUAUUUCACAUUGGAAAUGUGAUUUUGCUAAAAUUCUGUUUAAGUAAAAAGCCAUUUGAAAGUAAUUCAAAAUUAGUUUGUAGUUAUUAUUUUCCCUAAAAUUAAGGAAACCAGAGAUGAUUAUUUAAUAAUUGUAAGUACAGGGAAAUGAUGUAUAAAAUGUAAAUAUUUUAAACCUGAUCUUUUUAUUGACUACUUUAGUACUAUUUUGUAAAGUUUCAAAUAUUAUAUAAAUCAGUUUCAUAUGUAAA